UUUCUUUUUCUUUCUCAUAUUUAUAUAUUUUUUUUUUUAAUUUUUUUACUACCACACAAAUGACAGGAAGUGAAGCUGGUCAAAGCAAGACGGAUGAGGUUACACCGCUUUUGCCUCGUCAAAGACAGGGCAGCUGGGAAAAUGACGCCAAGAGAACUGCCAAGAAACCAUCUGUGUGGUAUGUUAUCGCUCCCUUAUUUGGGUUGACUUUAUGCUUUGGAGGCUUGUAUGCACCCCUGAUUCAAUUUCAUACCAUGAUUUUCUGCAACAGAUACUAUCAAUCUCAAAGUGGGGAUAAUGAAGAUAUACCAUUUGAGAAUUGUGCAAUUCCUGAAGUACAAUCCAUUGUAUCAGAAGCACAAGCUAUCAUCGUAUUUUUGACCUAUGCUUCAACCUUGCUUGUAGCUAGUUACUAUGGCGCCUUAUCAGAUCGAAAAGGCAGAAGGGUGGUUUUUUUAAUAUCUGGAUUAGGAAAUAUUUCAAUGGCGGGUGCCUAUAUCAUUACAAUGAAAUACCAACACAUCUUUGGAGUCUCUCUUUUGUUUAUUGCGCCGGUUUUACGAGGCAUUUUGGCUGGUGACACUGUUGUAUCUGCUGCUGUACAGUCGUACAUUUCAGAUUGUACCACAUCAACUGAAAGAACGGUUGCCUUUGGACACAUGAUGUCUGCUUUAUUUCUCGGCGCAUCUAUAGGUCCUAGUGUAGCCUCAAUCAUUAUCAAGCAAACGGGUACUAUCAUGAGCAUUUUUUAUAUUGUAUUAGUUAUCAGCUUAAUAUUUGAGCUAUUCGUCAUCUUUGUCAUGCCAGAGUCUCAUGACUUUGAGAAUUUUCAGCAACCACCCAAACAACAACAAAACUUCUUCCAACGCAUCAAUGUUUUCUCGGCCCUUCAUAUACUCAUCAGAACAAAAUCCGAGCACGCAAACCGAUAUGCACUUUUAAUCGCUGCUUCUGUCAUCUUUUUAUUCACCGUGAUUGCUUUACCCCCUACCUUACUCUAUGCUAUGCUCAAAUUUCAUUGGACCGCCUAUGAAGGUGGUUUUAUGAUCAGUAUUUCGUCGGCCAGUAAACUGGUUGUACUCCUCUUCUUAUUGCCUUUCAUUGCUAAAGUGUUCCAUAAGGAUAGAGCCUCUGCUAUUAAACAUGCAGAAGAGGAAGAAGUGGAAGCUUCUACUAGUCAAGCAGUAGCCGUUCCAAGUGAUGCUGAUGCUAUACACGCAAUUUCAUUCGAUAUUUGGAUGAUCCGCGUAGGACUGAGUGCCGAAAUCAUCACUUACAUCGUCUAUGGUUUAGUCACCACCUCUCAAGGCUUUACUCUGACUGCAAUGUUCCAUAGUUUCUCUGCUUUGGCUUUACCUUCGCUUCGAUCCAUCAUUACAAGACUGGUUUCCCCUAGUGAAAUUGGAGAAUUGAUGGGAGCUAUGGCUAUUUUGGAAGCAUGUGCCAUGAUCCUCUCUCAAUUGACAAUCAAUACACUUUAUAGUGCCUCUGUUACCAUAUUCCCCCAAUUGACCUUUUUUGUUUGCGCUGCUGUCGCAUCCAUAGCUCUGGUUUUAGCCUGUUUUGUAAGGGCCGGCCCAACCAAAUCUCUUAAUAUCUCUGCUUAAUAUCUCUGCUUAAUAUCUUAAUAAAUUAUUUCUUUCGAUACCCCUUAUUAAAAAAAA
This is a messenger RNA of Mucor mucedo, 1664 nucleotides long. RefSeq names its product major facilitator superfamily domain-containing protein. The transcript has 5 exons. Gene Ontology annotation, molecular function: transmembrane transporter activity. Gene Ontology annotation, biological process: transmembrane transport. The record is from RefSeq and is a predicted model, not a curated record. The coding region runs from base 60 to 1607 and encodes 515 amino acids. Gene Ontology annotation, cellular component: membrane. Lineage: Eukaryota; Fungi; Mucoromycota; Mucoromycetes; Mucorales; Mucoraceae.